This is a messenger RNA of Chrysoperla carnea, 1459 nucleotides long. It is a transcript of the gene Gbeta13F, whose product is annotated as guanine nucleotide-binding protein subunit beta-1. Gene Ontology annotation, molecular function: protein binding; signaling receptor complex adaptor activity. Gene Ontology annotation, cellular component: heterotrimeric G-protein complex; cytoplasm. The record is from RefSeq and is a predicted model, not a curated record. Lineage: Eukaryota; Metazoa; Arthropoda; Insecta; Neuroptera; Chrysopidae. The transcript has 8 exons. The coding region runs from base 359 to 1381 and encodes 340 amino acids. Gene Ontology annotation, biological process: G protein-coupled receptor signaling pathway.
AAAGCCGCCAUUUUGGAAGGUAUAGACGACUUGUAACUUGACGUGUCUAAGAUUAAAAAGUGUAUGAAACUUUGUGAUAUUUAAUUUUAAUGGAUUUUAUGUGAAUAAUUGUGUUGAGUUUUCAUUAAAUAAUUAGUGUUUUAUUUGAAACUAAUGGUGUCGAUUAAACUAAAUGAAUUAGUGUAUCAAAAGUGUUUUUUCACUCAAUUGUGAUUUAUACCUUAUAUUACGGACUUGUAGGGUUGGGCUGUACAACGGCAUAGCUUAUAGCGACCGGUCUGUUGAAAUCAGACCGUCUGAAGGUUAUUGAAGGAGGGUGGUCCAAGGAUUGGCUGAGUAACUAGAUAGCCAUUGCAUUAUGAAUGAGCUAGACGCUCUUAGACAAGAAGCAGAAACCCUCAAAAAUGCCAUUCGAGAUGCUAGAAAGGCGGCUUGCGAUACAUCGCUUGUACAAGCCACGGCCUCUUUGGAACCAAUUGGCAGAGUGCAGAUGCGAACACGAAGAACACUUCGUGGACAUCUUGCCAAAAUCUAUGCGAUGCACUGGGGAACUGAUUCUAGGAAUUUGGUGAGUGCUUCACAAGAUGGUAAAUUGAUUGUAUGGGAUUCACAUACGACGAAUAAAGUACACGCAAUCCCAUUGCGUUCCAGUUGGGUAAUGACAUGUGCAUAUGCCCCAUCUGGUAGUUAUGUUGCAUGCGGUGGUUUGGAUAACAUUUGUUCGAUAUAUAGCUUGAAAACGCGUGAAGGCAAUGUACGUGUAUUUCGUGAAUUACCAGGACAUACCGGCUAUCUUAGUUGCUGCCGAUUCUUGGACGAUAAUCAAAUUGUUACCAGCUCUGGUGACAUGUCUUGCGCGCUGUGGGAUAUUGAGACAGGGCAACAAUGCACAUCAUUUGUUGGACACACUGGUGAUGUAAUGUCAUUAUCAUUAUCACCAGAUAUGCGUUGUUUUGUAUCUGGGGCUUGUGAUGCCUCUGCCAAAUUAUGGGAUGUUAGAGAUGGUGCUUGUAAACAAACAUUUCCUGGUCAUGAAUCUGAUAUCAAUGCUGUUACUUUCUUCCCUCAUGGUUUUGCAUUUGCGACAGGAAGUGAUGAUGCCACCUGUAGAUUAUUUGAUGUACGCGCUGAUCAAGAACUUGCCAUGUACUCACAUGAUAACAUUAUUUGCGGUAUAACAUCUGUUGCAUUUAGUAAAAGUGGUCGUUUGCUUUUGGCUGGUUAUGAUGAUUUCAAUUGCAAUGUUUGGGAUUCAAUGAAAACAGAACGAGCAGGUAUUCUUGCCGGGCACGACAAUCGCGUAUCUUGUCUUGGUGUCACGGAAAACGGCAUGGCCGUUGGUACAGGAUCUUGGGAUUCCUUCUUGCGUAUCUGGAACUAAAUUAUUUAUAUAUACAUUAUGGUAUAUAAGGUUAUAUAUUUGAACACUUUUACAACUAUUUCAUAUAAUUAUUAAAUA